UUUAGACAGACUAUCCACAAACGGUUGGGAGGGACAGAGUCUAGUUGUUACCCUAGCCAGAACCAGCUCCCCUACGAGACCCAUCGCGGGUCCUACGAAGAGCCCAUCUUGUGUUCUUCCACCGAACUAUGUGGCUGGGUAUUCAACGCCCCCGAGAGUUACCCAAAACCUGGCCGUACCGGCCUCCCCUAUUUCCCCAGAGUAGGUCUAGACUUGCAUUUCUAUAGCAGAGCUCAUAUUAAUAUGCUACUAAAGAUCCGUUAUCUCAACAAGCUCGACUUAUCACGGGCCCGAAUAUGGCGCAGUGAUCAGCCCCAUGGCCAUCCCACACCAGCCAUUUAUGCCCAUUUUCACAGACCCAUUGUCGCAGCCGGUCCCCGGCAUGCCCAACUCACCAGCUUUACGACCCGCAUUCUGCGACCCCAUGGCAUUCGGCAUCCUCCCAGCAUAUCCCAUGUCCCACAUGCACCCUCCCAUUAUGGCACCCAGCAUCCGACUGAACCAGCGCAGACCAAACCACACCCCCACCGGCGCCAACAAUAGCAGCAAUGCUAGCAUCCCCCGGAAAGCCAUGUACACCUACACUCACAGUCAUCCCCCUCUCUUCCCCGCAUACUCCAACGCUCCAUCUCGCCAACCGGGGCGCCGCACUAUCUUCAUCCAAAACCUUAGCCCAACUACCACAGCGCAAGACCUCCGAAACCUUCUGCAAGAAGCUGCCGCAGGUGCGAUCGAGAAGUGUGAAGUCCCCACUGACCCCGAAACCAGCCGCUGCAAGGGAUUUGCCCGCGUCACACUUGCCUCCGCAGAGGAGGCCAAACGUGCCAUAGGCCUGUACAACAACACUGUCUUCAUGGGCUCUAAGAUCCGCGUCAAAAUCGACAGGAGUAUCCACAUCGCCUCGUAUAAUCUCAACCCCGGUAGUGGCAUGGUCACUAACCCCGGUAAAACCGAGAGCACCACUGCUGCCGCUACCGCAGUCGUCGUGGUCGAUCCCCCCACUGGUCGGACAGAUCAGAUGCAGCCCGAUGGUACCUGUUCUAGUACGAGCACUUCUGCCUGUAGCUGUGCCGCUUCGGAGAGCUCAGAUGAUGAGCCGAAGCCAGUCGAGCCAUGCGAGACUGCGAAGCCUCCACUUUCGAAGCCGAUUGACAGGUGUCAGCCACUCGUUAUCAAUGGUUCGGGGAUUGGAAGGACGGCCGCAGUGAUGACUUGACCCCUUUCACCUGAAUUUCCAAUUGGGGGCUUACCUUUCUUCUCUCAGCUGAAGCUUUGGGAGGUUACUUUUUACAUGCAUCAUCUGUGAUUUAUUUCUGGUGCGGGUAUACGGUGUGGUGGGGU
This is a messenger RNA of Aspergillus ochraceoroseus IBT 24754, 1341 nucleotides long. RefSeq names its product RNA recognition motif domain-containing protein. Lineage: Eukaryota; Fungi; Ascomycota; Eurotiomycetes; Eurotiales; Aspergillaceae. Bases 317 to 1216 code for a protein of 299 amino acids. The record is from RefSeq and is a predicted model, not a curated record. Gene Ontology annotation, cellular component: cytosol. The transcript has a single exon. Gene Ontology annotation, molecular function: mRNA binding.